Olea europaea var. sylvestris is the source of this 2430-nucleotide messenger RNA. RefSeq names its product putative U-box domain-containing protein 42. The record is from RefSeq and is a predicted model, not a curated record. Gene Ontology annotation, biological process: protein ubiquitination. The transcript has 5 exons. Gene Ontology annotation, molecular function: ubiquitin-protein transferase activity; protein binding. Bases 364 to 2325 code for a protein of 653 amino acids. Lineage: Eukaryota; Viridiplantae; Streptophyta; Magnoliopsida; Lamiales; Oleaceae.
UUUCACUCAUUUUUGCAGUAUCAUACAAUUUUAGUUUACAUUAAGAGGAGUGUUUCUUUUCUCAAAUUUUCUUGUUUCCAGCCGUGCUUGAUAAUCUUGGAUUCACAACUUUCUUGGGAUGGAAAAAUUUCCAGUCUUGUGAGUAGCCCAGGUAAGUUAAGGUAUACUAAAUGGGGUGAGCACCUUCUACAGCUGAGUUGGGUGAAUUUCCUUUCAUGGGAUUGGUACCGAUGGUCCAGAAAGACUAUAGAGGCCAUCAUUGAGGUAGCAAUUGCUUCGAAGAAUGUCCUCAUUAAGGAGAAGAGUUUUGCUGAACUCUCAUCUUACUUAGAACACACCAUUCCUCUCUUACGGGAGUUGAAUAUGAAGGACAUUAGAGAUUCAGAAGGGUUGGAAAACUUUGUGGAGAUUCUUUACCACGAGACCAAGGUUGCAAAACAACUAAUUGAGGAAUGCAAGGAGAGAAACCGAUUUUAUCUUUUUGUGAAUUCCAGGUCAAUCGCUAAGCGCAUAAAAGACAUUACCCGAGAGAUUACCCAUGCAAUGAGUUGCAUUCCUUUGGCUUCUCUAGAUAUUUCAUUGGGGAUCAGGGAAGAUAUUGACCGGCUGGUUAAUAACAUGCAAAAUGCUGAGUUCAAGGCUGGCAUUGCAGAAGAAGAGAUUUUGGAAAAAAUAGAAUCAGGGAUACAGGAAUGGAAUGUCGAUCGCUCCUAUGCCAAUAAAUUGCUUGUCUCUAUUGCAGAGGUCGUUGGAGCUUCAACUGAUCGAGCAGCAUUGAAAAAGGAGCUUGAAGAAUUUAAGAGCGAAAUAGAAAAUUUACGGUUGAGGAAAGACAAGGCUGAAGCCAUACAGAUGGAUCAAAUUAUUGCUUUGCUAGAAAGGGCAGAUGCAGCAACGUCACUGGCGGAUAGAGAAAAGAAGUACUUAAUGAAGAGAACUUUUUUAGGUAACCAGCCAUUAGAACCUCUCCAGUCCUUUUAUUGCCCAAUCACUCAAGAAGUAAUGGUUGAUCCUGUGGAAACUCCAUCAGGACAUACAUUUGAGAGGAGCGCCAUAGAGAAGUGGUUGGCAGAGCAGGAUGGUCACUUGUGUCCCGUGACCUCGACACCACUAGAUACUUCGAUGCUGAGGCCUAACAAAACACUAAGGCAAUCUAUAGAAGAAUGGAAGGACAGGAACACCAUGAUCAUUAUCGCUUCCUUGAAAUCUAGACUAUCAUUGGGAGAAGAAGAGGAGGUGCUGCAAUGCCUGGAACAGCUGCAAGAUCUUUGUGAAGAAGGAGAAAUGCACCGAGAAUGGAUUGUAUUGGAGAAUUACAUACCCUGUCUUACUGAGCUUCUUCAGGCGAAAAAUGGAGAUAUCAGAAAGCGUGCUCUUGAUAUCCUUUGCUUGCUGGCAAAGGAUAAUGAUGAUGCCAAGGAAAGAAUUGCUAGAGUUGACAAUGCCAUGGAAUCUAUUGCUAAGUCUCUUGGACGUCGCAUUGGUGAAGGAAAAUCAGCUGUGGCAUUACUCUUGGAACUCUCAGAAAAUGAAUCAGUGCGCAACUGGAUUGGCAAUGUCCAGGGCUGCAUUCUUCUUUUGGUAACUAUGUUAAGCAGUGCUGACAAUCUAGCCGCCGGAUAUGCGAAAAACAUUUUGGACAAUCUUUCGUUCUCUGAUGACAAUGUUAUCCUCAUGGCAAAGAAUAAUUAUUUUAAAUAUCUUCUGCAGCUUCUUUCUUCAGGGCAUGAGGACGUGAAGAUCAGAAUGACGAAAACUUUAGGAGAGAUGGAAUUAACUGAUCAUAAUAAAUCAUCUCUGGUUGAAGAGGGUGUCUUAGAUUUACUUCUUGUCUUGAUCUCACGUGAUAACCUUGAAAUGAGAAUAGAAGCAAUUCGAGCCUUACUGAACCUUUCAAGCUUACGAAAGAAUGGCCAGGAGAUGAUAAGAAAAGGUGGUGUGCGUCCAUUGCUUGACAUUCUCUUAUGUCACACUUCAUCUCAAAGCUUGCGUGAACUUGUAGCUGCUGUUCUUGUGAAUCUUUCUCAAUCAACAACACUUCAAGAUUCAGGAGAAUCACAGGUUUUGAUGUUGGAAUCCGACGAGGACAUAUAUAAACUUUUUUCAUUAAUUAACUUAACAGGACCUGCUGUGCAGGUAAACGUUCUCCGGGUGUUAUAUGCCAUGUGCCUAUCUCCCUCUGGUACUACUGUCAGGGAAAAACUGAGACAGGUAAAAACUCCCUGUUUUUGCUCUCUCAUAUUCAACUGCAUGCUUUCGAAAAUCAAGAAACAAUGUGUUGUUAUGCAAUUUAGGAUUUGUAGAGCGUUAAUGCUAUGUGUUUAAAAUGUCUUUCAUUCUCAGAUGAAUUAUGACGCUAGCCACCAUUUUUAUUUUGCUCUCUAAAUGAAUAAUAUAGGAUUUAGUUCCAAGUACAAAUUAGGCUGUUGG